AUGAGCGCGGACCGCUCGCCGCGGGGUUCAGGCAUCGCGCACCUCCGCGGGGGCCGUGCCCGUCCCGCCGCCGCUGUGCCCGGUACAGCAGAGCCGCGGCCACCGGCUCCGUGCCUGUCCCCGCACCUCGCGCUGCGGGACUGCCCCACAGCUCCGCAGGGACCCCGCGGGGACGUGGGCGGCGGGGCAGCCCCGGGGGUCACGGCCCUGGCUGCCCCGGCCCAGUUAAAGAUUGUCCAGGUUCGCCCCAGCCGCCACGAGGUGGGAGAUAGGCCAGGGGGUCCCGCCCCGCCGGGGGGUCCCAGAGGUGGCAUUAGGGACAUCGCGUGCGAAGGGGCUCCGGCCAGACCCGGGAGGGCCGUCCUGGUCACUCGCAGUCACGCUACGGGGCUGUCCGUGCCGGCGGUGACACCGAGCGCUGCCAUGUGGCCGCCGGGGAGCCCCGUGGCGGUGUCGGGCAGCGAGGCGCUGCUGGCGGCCGCCGCGCUGUGCCUGGUGCUGCUGCUGCUGCUGCAGCGGCUGCGGGCGGCCGUGCCCGCGGGGCUGCGGCGGCCGCCGGGCCCGCGGGGCUAUCCCGUGCUGGGGAACGUGCUGGAGCUGCGCACGGACACGCACCUGGCGCUGACGCGGCUGAGCCGGCGCUACGGGGACGUGAUGGAGGUGCGCAUCGGGACACGGCCCGUGCUGGUGCUCAGCGGGCUGGACACCAUCCGCCAAGCCCUGGUCAAGCAAGGAGAGGACUUCAUGGGACGCCCCGACCUCUACAGCUUUCGUUUUGUCACGGAUGGGCAGAGCCUGACGUUCAGCCCCGACUCCGGGGAGGUGUGGAAAGCGCGCAGGAGGCUGGCCCAGAGCGCCCUGAAGAGCUUCUCCGUCGCCCCCAGCCCCACCUCGUCCUGCAGCUGCCUGCUGGAGGAGCACGUCUCCAAGGAGGCCGAGUACCUGGUCACCAAGUUCCUGCAGCUGAUGGAGGAGGACAAGAGGUUUGAGCCCUACCGGUACCUGGUGGUGUCGGUGGCCAAUGUCAUCUGCGCCAUGUGCUUUGGCAAGCGCUACGAGCACGAGGACCAGGAGCUGCUCAGGCUGGUGAAUUCCACGGAAGAGUUCACUGCUGUCACUGCUGCUGGCAACCCCGCUGACUUCAUCCCCCUGCUCCGCUACCUGCCCAGCCGCAGCAUGAAGCUCUUCAUCGAUUUCAACAGGUACUUCCUCAGCUUCCUGCAGAAGAGGGUCAAGGAGCACUACGAGACCUACGAUGAGAACAACAUCCGGGACAUCACGGACUCCCUCAUUGAGCAGUGCCUGGACAAAAAACUGGGAACAAACACGGCCACACAGAUCCCCAAGGAGAAGAUUGUCAACCUUGUGAAUGACCUCUUUGGAGCAGGCUUCGACACCGUAACCACAGCCCUGUCCUGGAGCCUCAUGUACCUUGUGACAAACCCCAAGAUCCAGAAGAAGAUCCAUGAAGAGCUGGACCGCACCAUCGGGCGCGAGAGGCGGCCGCGGCUGUCGGACCGGGGCACGCUGCCCUACACGGAAGCCUUCAUCCUGGAGAUGUUCAGGCAUUCCUCCUUCCUGCCCUUCACCAUCCCACACAGCACCACCAAGGACACAGUGUUGAACGGCUACUUCAUCCCAAAGGAUCGCUGCGUGUUCGUCAACCAGUGGCAAGUGAACCACGACGAGAAGCUUUGGAAGGACCCAGAGACCUUCAACCCCGAGCGUUUCCUCAGCGCGGAUGGGACCAAAGUGAACAAGGAGGACGGGGAGAAGGUGCUGGUGUUUGGCCUGGGGAAGAGGAGGUGCAUUGGGGAGAACAUUGCCCGCUGGCAGGUGUUCCUCUUCCUGGCCACGCUGCUGCAGCAGCUGGAGUUCAGCAUCUGCGAGGGCGGCAGCGUGGACAUGACCCCGCUCUACGGACUGUCCCUGAAGCACAAGAGGUGUGAGCACUUCCAGGUCAGGCAGCGCUUCCCCACCAAGGGCAGGAGCUGA
Agelaius phoeniceus (red-winged blackbird) is the source of this 1995-nucleotide messenger RNA. RefSeq names its product cytochrome P450 1A5-like. The record is from RefSeq and is a predicted model, not a curated record. Gene Ontology annotation, molecular function: steroid 17-alpha-monooxygenase activity; iron ion binding; oxidoreductase activity, acting on paired donors, with incorporation or reduction of molecular oxygen, reduced flavin or flavoprotein as one donor, and incorporation of one atom of oxygen. Lineage: Eukaryota; Metazoa; Chordata; Aves; Passeriformes; Icteridae. Gene Ontology annotation, biological process: progesterone metabolic process; hormone biosynthetic process.